Molecule: messenger RNA, 867 nt
Organism: Westerdykella ornata
Lineage: Eukaryota; Fungi; Ascomycota; Dothideomycetes; Pleosporales; Sporormiaceae
Product: Aldo/keto reductase
Exons: 2
Coding region: 1-867 (288 amino acids)
Molecular function (GO): oxidoreductase activity
Source: RefSeq, a predicted model, not a curated record
AUGUCAAAGCUUACCAUCAACUCUACGUACCGCCUACCAUCAGGGUACGACAUCCCCAUCCUAGGCUAUGGCGUCUACCAAACCCCUGCAGACAUUGCCUCAGAAAUCGUCCAGCACGCUCUCAAAGUCGGAUACCGCCACGUGGAUUCCGCAGUGGCAUACCGGAAUGAAGCCGCAUCCGCCGAAGGAAUGAAGAAAUCCGGGAUCCCGCGGGAGCAGCUCUUCUUCACCACGAAGAUCCCGCCCAAGGAUAUGACUUACGAGAACUCGAAGAGGCAUAUUGAGAAUACGCUAAAGGUUACUGGGUUCGAUUACGUGGAUUUGUAUCUGUUGCACUCGCCGUAUGGGGGCAAGGAGAAUCGGAUUGGUGCGUGGAAGGCACUAGUGGAGGGUGUAGAGGCUGGGAAGAUUAGAUCGAUAGGGGUCAGUAAUUAUGGCGUUCAUCAUCUGGACGAGCUUGAGGAGUAUAUCAAGAGCACGGAUGCGAAAGAAGGAAAGGGUAAAGGGGGCGUCCUCAGCGUGAACCAAGUUGAACUGCAUCCGUGGCUUGCGAGGAAAGAUAUCGUUGAGUGGUGCGAGAAGAGAGGAGUGAUUCUUGAGGCGUACUGCCCAAUUGUGCGGGCCACAAAAACGGACGACCCGCUGCUCGUACCUCUUGCGAAAAAGUACGGGAAGACGACGGCGCAAAUCCUGCUGAGAUGGAGUUUGCAAAAGGGUUUCGUCCCGCUCCCCAAAUCGGUAACCAAGUCUCGCAUUGAGGAGAAUGCCCAGAUCUACGACUUUGAGCUCACUGACGAGGAGAUGAAGUCGCUUGAUCUAGGAGUGUACGAGCCUUGUGCAUGGGAUCCUACUGUUAGCCGGGACUAG